Molecule: messenger RNA, 675 nt
Organism: Podospora anserina S mat+
Lineage: Eukaryota; Fungi; Ascomycota; Sordariomycetes; Sordariales; Podosporaceae
Exons: 1
Coding region: 1-675 (224 amino acids)
Molecular function (GO): DNA binding
Source: RefSeq, a predicted model, not a curated record
AUGGCAUCCACCGCCCCAGACAGCGGCGCCACCCCCGUCAAGCGCGGCCGCGGCCGCCCCCCCAAGCCGGAGCACGAGAAGAAGCCGAAGCCGGUGCCUAGCGGGCGUGGGAGGGGAAGGCCCAAGGGGAGUGGUGGUGGUGUGAAGAAGAGUGCUGCGGCGACGCCGAAGAAGACGGAGACGACGGCUAGGGCGAAGGCUAUGAAGGCGAAUGCUGAUAAGGUGGAGGCUGAGGCUGAGGCGGCGAAGGUUAAGGCUGGUAAUGCUGGGGGUACAGGGAAGAAGAGAGGGCGGCCGUCGGGGGGAGCGGCUACGGUUAAGAAGACGGAGAGUGUUAAGAGGGGGGGGCCGAAGGUAGGGGGAAGAAGAAGGAGGUUAGUGUGGAGGCGGAGGAGGAGGAGGAGGAGGAGGCGGGGGGGGAUGAGGGAGGGGAGGGGGAGGGCGAGGAGAGUUCUUAGGAGGACUGGAAAGGACUGGAGAGUGGUGAGGAUGGGGAGGAGGAGGACGAGGAGGACGAGGAGGACGAGGAGAUGGAGGAUUAGGGAGGGGGAUUCGUCUCUUUUGUAUGGUGUGGGUUAUUGGGGUGGGGUUAGGCGUGUGAAAGUGCGUAAUGGAGUGUACUUAUCUGCUAGGGAAGUGUCGUGUUUUUGGGGGAGAUCAAAGGCUUUUCAUUAA